This is a messenger RNA of Chaetomium globosum CBS 148.51, 1599 nucleotides long. RefSeq lists its product as uncharacterized. Gene Ontology annotation, molecular function: alpha-amylase activity; calcium ion binding. The record is from RefSeq and is a predicted model, not a curated record. The transcript is spliced from 3 exons. Gene Ontology annotation, biological process: carbohydrate catabolic process. Lineage: Eukaryota; Fungi; Ascomycota; Sordariomycetes; Sordariales; Chaetomiaceae. The coding region runs from base 1 to 1599 and encodes 532 amino acids.
AUGCGGACUUCCGUCUUCCAUGCUGCCGCCGCCGCCGCCCUAGUCUUCGCCGGCUUGGGCUCUGCCGCUGACCUCGAUGAGUGGAAGUCGCGGUCCAUCUACCAGGUCAUGAUCGAUAGGUAUGCGCAAACUGAUGGCUCUACGGAUAAAACUUGCGAGAUGCAUUUGUUCUGUGGCGGGACAUGGAAAGGACUCAUGAACAAGCUUGACUACAUCCAAGACAUGGGCUUCACUGCGAUCCAGAUCAGCCCCAUCGUCAAGAACAUCAAUGACCACACAUCUGUCGGAGAUGCCUACCACGGUUACUGGUCCGUCGAUAACUACGCCCUCAACGAUCGGUUCGGCACAGAACAAGAGUUCAAGGACCUCGUGGCUGCCACACACAAGCGGGAUAUGCUACUCAUGGUUGACGUCGUCGUCAAUAACAUGGUCCAGUCCUUCGACAACGUCGUCCCUCCCAAGGUCGACUACUCCAAGUUCAACCCGUUCGACGACAAGAAGUAUUUCCAUCCUUACUGCAACGUGACCGAAUGGGAGAAUUCGACCAACUACCAGAACUGCUGGCUCUACCCGUACGGCGUUGCGCUCGCCGAUUUGGCCACCGAAACCAAGCCCGUGGCGGACGAGCUGGGCAGCUGGGCGAAGGGGCUUGUUACCAACUACUCGAUCGAUGGCCUCCGUAUCGACGCUGCCAAACAUGUCAACGAUGAAUUCCUCCCGGGGUUUGUCAAGUCUUCCGGCGUGUUUGCCUUUGGUGAGGUCCUAUCCGGCCUUCCUGAAGACAUGUGCCGAUACCAGACCCUUGGACUCCUUCCGGGCAUGCCAAACUACCUCGAGUACUACCCCCUCAACGAGGCCUUCAACGGCGGUUCUUUGAUCGAUGUCGCGAAUAUGCGUAAUGAUGCUGCCUCGAGCUGCAACGAUACCGCCGCGCUCGGCAGCUUCCUCGAGAACCACGACAUGCCCCGGUUCGCCAACCGCAACGACGAUAUGGCGCUUGCGAAGAACGCUAUGACCUACAUUCUCCUCAACGACGGCAUUCCCACAGUCUACCAGGGCCAAGAGCAGCACUUUAAGGGUAACGGCACCCCCUUCAACCGCGAACCUCUGUGGACUUCCAAAUACGACAAGGAAGCCCCGCUCUACGUUCUCACGUCGGCCUUGAACAAGGUGCGCAACAACGCGAUCAAGCUGUCCAAGGACUACAUCUCGACCCCGUCCGAGACCCUCUGGGCCGACGUCAACCACCUCUGCCUCAAGAAGGGCCCGUACGGCAGCCAGGUCGUCUUCUGCAUCAACAACAAGAGCAGCAAGGGCGACAGCUACCAGGUCAGCGUCGGCGGCUUCCAGGCCAACGAUAAGGUCGUCGAGGUCCUCAGCUGCAAGACCAGCACCGCCGACGUCUCGGGCAACGUCACCAUGUACAUGGGCAAGGGCGAGCCCAAGGCCUACGUCACCGAGAAGGCGCUGAAGGGCACGGGGCUCUGCGCCAAGACCGAGGAGGAUGCGCCGGUCGAGAACGGCGCCGGUGUGCUGGGGCUGACCGGCAGCAUCGUCGUGGCCGUUGCUUUCGGGUGGGCCGCGGUUGUUCUCGCGUAA